This is a messenger RNA of Aspergillus candidus, 699 nucleotides long. Its product is annotated as Metalloprotease. The record is from RefSeq and is a predicted model, not a curated record. Lineage: Eukaryota; Fungi; Ascomycota; Eurotiomycetes; Eurotiales; Aspergillaceae. Gene Ontology annotation, biological process: proteolysis. Bases 1 to 699 code for a protein of 232 amino acids. Gene Ontology annotation, molecular function: metalloendopeptidase activity. The transcript has 2 exons.
AUGCAAUUUACUUUUGCCCUGUUCGCCGCAGCUGCGCUGCUGACCCCCGUCUAUUCCAAUGCAAUCCCCCCGAUGAUCCGCCGCGAGUCUGACCUCAAGAUCGAAUCCUGCACUACCAGCCAACAGGCCGUGGUCGAAGCCGCCGUUCAACGCGCCGCCUCUGUCGCCAAGGCCGCCGCCGACGCCGCCGUUAAUGGCGACGCUAACAUCUUCGAAGAGUUCUUCCGCACCACCGACACCGCAUCCCGCCAGGAUGUCGCCGCCCGCUUCGAGGCCAUCGCCAACGAGGCCUCCAACUUCGGCAGCGGCAAUGUGACCUUCAACUGCGGCAAUGACGAAAAGCAGGGCGUCUGCCGCAAGGGUGUCCUCGCCUACGCUCUCUCUGGCAGCAACAAGGUCGUUACCUGCCCGGACUGGUAUAAGAUUGUGGCCGCGACCGAUAACUGCGGCGGCACUGAUCAAGGCACCGCCAUGGUCCACGAGCUCUCGCACCUCAGCGUUGUCUACAGCCCGGGCACCGGAGACUUCGCGUACAAGUACAACGACCUCGUCCAGCUUUCGGCGGAUAAAGCCGUCCUGAACGCCGAUACCUACAGCCUCUACGCUAGUGCCAUCGAGCUUGACUGCCAGAAGGGCGAGAGCAAGGGCGUUGAACUCCCGGAUUGGAUGAUCGAUGAGAUCGCUAAUGGGAAACAGUAA